Messenger RNA from Ziziphus jujuba (common jujube), 5063 nucleotides. Its product is annotated as protein EMBRYONIC FLOWER 1. Gene Ontology annotation, biological process: shoot system development; negative regulation of flower development; negative regulation of DNA-templated transcription. The coding region runs from base 412 to 4383 and encodes 1323 amino acids. The transcript is spliced from 7 exons. The record is from RefSeq and is a predicted model, not a curated record. Lineage: Eukaryota; Viridiplantae; Streptophyta; Magnoliopsida; Rosales; Rhamnaceae.
GAUUUUUAGUACCAACAGAAAAAAAAAUAAAUGAAAAAGAAAAAAUGAGAAAACCUCAUUUCAAGGACAAAAAAGAUAAAAAUUCUCUCUCUUUCACCUUCUCUAUUCUCUCUCUCUUUCUCUCUCUAAAGAAUCGGAAACCCUCUCUCUCUCUCUAGGGUUUUUCCAAAGUUCGCACUCAAAUUCUACACUUCCAGCUUCGAAUCUCGUUGCUCAGCUAACUCUCCGAGGUUCGCGCUCUUAUGCUCUAUCUUCCACUACCAUUUUCUCUACAAGCCGUGGAAAAAUCGAAGUCGAGCUGAUGAGGAGUCUUAUGGUAUUCUAGACGAUUGAGUUUUUGCGGUUGAAUUGUGUGAACAUUAUGUUGGAAGGAGGUAUUUAUUAGCGGGGGGGAAUGUUUGAUGCUAUAACAUGGAGAAGGCUACUGUGAUGGAGGAGACUCAUCAAAAGAUCAACUCCAACAAUGCCUCCAUGGCUGUGGGAUCAUAUGUUAAGAUUGACUCAAUAUCUAUUGAUCUUGACAAUGUUAAUGAUAAGAGAGAUGCGGGGAAGUGUGAGCAUUUUUCAAUGCGCGGGUUUGUAUCUGAAAUCCGCAAAAAAGACUGGAAGAUGUGUUGGCCAUUUGCCUCAGAAAGUGAACAGAAUAGUUUUGAGGAAACAAAAUCUAUGCUUCCUCAUCUAAACGUUCCAAAAUUCAAAUGGUGGCGUUGCCAUAAUUGCACACAGGAAAUUGGUUCUGGGAGUGUUGUAAAAAAUCAUCAUCCAGGCUUUAAUUCUUGUAAUGCGGGAUCUAAAUUCACUUGCUCUCAGAUGCCAUCCUCGGCUGAUACUGCAAUACUUCUGCCAGAUAUUCAGCAAGCUCCAAAGUCAGGCAUUGUUGAGGGAAGAAUAGUUGAUGCUCAUAUAUCUACUAAUGUUAGUAGCAGUAUGCUUCAUCCUUCAUCAUGUAGUGACAAGAAAGAAGAGAAAGUUGAAGUUGCCACCACGACUUUCUUAGGACGUGAGACUGGCUUAAAAGAUGAUAUGAGUCAUGAAAUUCCCAGAUUAACUGUUGUUGUGAACGAAUUUGAUUCAAACAAGAUGCAGGAGAAACAUAAAUGUGACACAGGUACAGAAGCUCUAAAACUGGAAUCCAAUAGAUUUGUCGAAUUUAUAAAGCAAAGCUGUGAAAGUCAUGAAGGUACUGAUUUUGAGUUUCCGAUUGGAAACCACAAGUGCAAGGCUAGAAAUCCCCCCAAAAUUUGUCAGAGAGAAAAACAUGCUUCUAUGGAUGAACAACAGGAGUUAGUGAUAGCUUCUGGAACUUCAAUGUCACCCAGACUAAAUGAUGAGGCAGGUAAUGCUGUUAAGGAGCAGACAAAAGUUCUAAAUGAUGAGGCAAGCAAUGCUGUUAAGGAGCAGACAAACGGCGACUUGGUAUUAAAUGACUGUGAUUAUGCAUCAUCUGAGAGUUUUGAGAUUUUAGAUGAAAAUAACCUUCAGGAUCAUCAUCAGGAUAAGUCAGGUGGGUCCCACCGUAGGAAAAAUCGAAAGGUGCGUCUGCUGACUGAGUUGUUAUUUGAUAAUGGAGAUGGAAAGACUGGUCACAUCAGCACCGAAGAUUCUCCAUCCAAUGAAAUUAAUAGUGCAUCUCCAAUGGUAGAAAUGGUUUCUAUUCCUCAAGGUCAGGUGUCUCUCCAAGAAAAUCUGACAGGGGGUUUGGAUGAGAAUAAGAAAAGGAAGUUGCCUUAUGAUGGAGAAUGGAGAUCCCCACAGAUGAGCUUUCCAAAUCAUGUAAAUAAAAAAGUUAAGGACACCAAUGGAGAUGUAGAAACUGCUACUGGAAAUGCAGAUUCAGAAAUAGAGAAGGAUGGAUUUGGUGGAAUACGUCUGCAGACUGAUAUGGCAAACUAUUGGAAUAAGUAUAGUAUUGAUAGAAGUCCUAUUAAUGGUAAGAAAAAAAAUAAGAAAACCCAAGUCACUGAUGCAUGUUUGCCCUUGGCUCAAACUGAAGAAAGUUUGCCUAAGCAAAUCCAAGACAAAAUUGGAAUUUCAAGUAAGGUUAUUGUUGAUAAUGGUAUUCCUCCCAGACUAAUGCAAGAUGCAUACGCAGCCAAAGGAAUGGAUCAAAUUAUUUUGCCUGCUGUAAGAAAGGACAGGAAAUCUAGUCUUUGCAAGAAGAAAAGCAAGAUGCUACAGGUUGAUGAUGGAAAAGCACCUAGGAUCAUUGAUGAAGGUCCAACUACAAGAAAAGAUGUAGAAGUUAUCCAAACUGGGCCUUUACCUGUUUCUUUUCAGCCAGUUGAAGAUACAUCUACUGGAAAAGGACUGCAUCAUUCUCUUGGAAGUUAUUUGGUAGAACAAAGAUAUGACAGAAGAUAUAUUCCUCAGGUUGAAGAUGGCCUACUUAACUUGUUACCUUGGCAUGAGGGUACUUCAAAAGUGGAUGAGGUCAUGCGGAAUGAUGUAGAAACAACCUAUGUUGCUAAUUCAAGAGUUCCUUCUAAAUCCACUUCUUAUCCUUUUCUUGGUAAAGAAUUGCAUGGUGAACUUAGUAGUAGAUUAGCCACCUAUGGUAUGCCUGUUCUGAAUGAGAAGCGCAAGUACAGCCCUCAGGUUGGAGAAGCGAGUCAUUCUCAAAUGCAGCAAAGGGAAAUUUGUGGUGCAAGCAAUGGUCAGAAAUCUGUUAGAGUUAAGGAACAUUCAGCUGUUUGUAGACAACAUGGUGACCAAAUAACUGACAAGGUGUCUGAGCCUGGAGCUUUGGAUGACAUACCUAUGGAAAUUGUUGAACUUAUGGCAAAGAAUCAGUAUGAGAGGUGUCUAGAUAAUGCUGAAAACAGUAGGCAUCUGGUCGAAAUGACAAAUGAGGCAAGGAAUGGUCAAAUAAUAGAUUAUAGCAAAGUCUAUGGUUUUGAGAAAUUUAGAAUAUUAGAGGAAACAAGUCAGAAACGAAAACCUCAUGCCAAAAUUGGAAAAAAUGGCAUAACCAUGAGGAAAAAUGUAGGACCCACCAAAAAGAAGUCUGUUGAUUAUUUUUCUCAUAUUGAUGGAAACCACUUCAACAUGAGCCAUUUAGGUCAUACUCAUGGUCCUACAGGAAUUAGUACAUUUUCUCAGUCUCAGAAGAAGUCUCCAGGUAGAGUCCAAUUUCCUGCUACUGGUUCUAGCAGGUGUAGUUGUGCGCAAAACUGCAAAUGGAAUGGCGAUAUGGGGCAUGGUUUUUCUCAUACUGGCAUGCAGAUGGGUGCUUGUAACACAUGCCAAACCAUUUCACAGUCAAGUGAAGAAGCAGCUCGUCUUUGGUCAUCUAUGAUGCCAAACCACAUGCCCUUGGCAUAUAGUAUUCCUCAAAAAGCAGCAGCACAGCCUACUAGCGUAGAUAUGCUUUCACACUGUUCCAGCUCACUGCACAAGGGGAAUGUGAACAGGGAUCCUGAUCUAAAGUUUUUGAACCUAAAUUCUACUAGCCUUGAAAAACAUACUCAAAAAAUUGGGUCUGAAAAUUUAGGCAGAAGAAAUGCAGAGUAUCCAUUAGCUAACAAACAUAAUGGAAUUGGACUUCAUCAAAAUUUGGUAGGUUCAUUAGAUCUGUAUUCUAAUGAAACAAUACCAGCAAUGCAUUUACUCAGCCUCAUGGAUGCACGGAUGCAAUCAGGUGCAGCCUUCAAUAUGGGUGGAAACUCGAAGCUCCUUGAGAGACCCUGUCCUCGUGAUCAAACCUCUAAGGAGUAUUCCCGGCUGGAGAAUAGUGUUUACAAGGCAAGUAAUAGUAUGAAACACCUGUCAUCUGAGUAUUAUGGUAAAACUCAUCGUCCUGCGAAAUCCCAUGAUUGUUUUCUUGUCAAUCCGGCAGUUGGUCCAUCUACUUCCUCAUUUCAACAUGAUAAAGGUCUUGAAAGGACUACUGACUUUACAGGUCAAGUUUCCUUAAGCUCUCAAAAGAAAGAGAAGGUGCAUAGCUGUUCAACUACACAGAGUAGAGGUCGAAAACCACAAAAAUCUGUGCUUGCACAUGGUGGAUCAGGUAAAAAUCAUGGGGCAAUCUCCGUUCAUAACAUUUGCAGAGGGUUGCUUGAUUCAUCUGGUUCUCUGGUGUUCCCCUUGCAAUGCCACACUACAGAAAAUUCAACACAGAAGUUGGAAACCCGUCAAAGUAAUGGAACUUUUUGGCCACCAAAAAGCAGUUUGGAGUCCACACAUUGCUCUAUUAACAGAAACCCAGCUGAUUUUAGCAUGCCAGAAGUAGGGAAUGAGUAUAUGAUUAAAGGAGAAGACCUAAGAUUUGGAAAGCUAAUUCCUUUUGAAAUGAGGCCCAGCCUAAUUAAUUUGGAGCAGCACAAGCUACGGAGGAAUUUCAAGCACGCUACAGAAAAGGAACAUGUCCGCCGUCGAAUUUCAUGAGGAUCCUGAUGUCCAUAAUGGUGGAGUCCUGGAUUCUUUCCAGCUAAUGCAAAAAGUCGGAUUCUGUAGUGGAUUAGAAACCCAGUCAUAAUUUCCUUGCAAGUUGAUUUUGAAAUCAGAAACUGACUCCUUUGGAUUGUGUUUGGCGUCUUCCCUGUCUGAAGGUGAGCUAUGCAACAGUGCUAGGUGCCAGUCGAGAACUGUAUAUACCAUCUUGCCUUUUGACCAUCUGCAAGUAAAUAUAUAUAGAUAUAUAUAUGAUAUAUAUGUACUUUUAUUUCAGUUGUUAUAUGUGGGUGUCAUAUGGAUAAGUUAUGUAAAAGCCUCAACACAGCCCCUUCAGUUUUCAGAAGGGCUCAAGAUUGCUGCAGUGUUUUGACUAAUGCCCCAUUCCUUGGUGGGAAGUGGGAGUGGAAAAAAGAAACAGGAAACAGUAAACAGGGAUACAGGGAAUUAUCGAGCAUGGUUACUGGAUGCCUGUAUUUUAAGAACCCCAUUGGGGUAAUCAAUAAAUGGUUAAUCGUGGACAAUACUUGAAUUUGUAAUUUCAUAUAGUGCCCAAAACAAUUGUGAGAAUUGACUGUAUUGCUGUUUUGUGAGUGAUUUUAAAAUAAGACUUUUCAAACGUAAUAUAUUUUACGUGAUUUACACACCGUUUACAUUACACAGUAUAUUAUGCA